Molecule: messenger RNA, 1116 nt
Organism: Thermochaetoides thermophila DSM 1495
Lineage: Eukaryota; Fungi; Ascomycota; Sordariomycetes; Sordariales; Chaetomiaceae
Exons: 2
Coding region: 1-1116 (371 amino acids)
Molecular function (GO): protein dimerization activity
Source: RefSeq, a predicted model, not a curated record
AUGUAUCAUCUAGACGACGUCAAUUUCGUUACCAGCCCAGACCUCGAGGCGGAGAGCUCCUUUCCGGAGAGACAUUUCACGCUAUCCUACGACGACGAAAAGGACCCAGCUGUGGACAGUGUCCACGGCCAAUUGGCCGUAUCGAAACCUCAGCCUAUCGAGCCAGCAGCAACCUCUCUUUGGUCGGAGGGCUGGUCCAGCCGAAUCGAGCAAUUGCAUCAUCGCAACCUUCCUUCUCAGGCUGCCCCUUUUGUUGAAAACCCCCUUUCUACCCCCUCGUUUUCUCAGACAGCAUCCAGAGCGCAGGCAGAAUGCGAUCUGUUACGUCGACACUCCCUCGCAAGUCACUUUGGGCACUUCACGCAACAUGAUUUCUCCCUUGAGGAUGAGCUCGAUGGAAACCCACUCGCAAAUGACGGCUCAGACGGUUCGUCUCCUACUACCGCAGGAUGGCCCCUGAAUCAAAGGCCCCGGCGAAGGAGCCCGUAUCGAAUCACCAAGCCAUCACAAACCCUGAGGCCUGGUCAGCACUCACCCACCAGCAGGUUUCAUGUCCAAGAAUUCAAUCCUGCCUCGACGAGCAUCGACUGGCGUGAGUUAACAGAGGCAUUCCAGACCGCCCACGGCGGUAUGGGCACGGUUGCUCCAUAUGCCGCCUCGGACGUGACCGACGCCGACUUCUUCCUCCCACCGCAGGAAACGGGUUUUUCAUCGUCGCCGUCGAAUCAUAACAAUCAAAAAGCCGACUCGAAGCGUAUCGCCCACAAGCUUUCAGAGAAGUCCCGCCGGAACCGGCUCACAAUUGCGAUUCGCGAGAUCCAAAAGCUGUUACCCACGGAAAUGGACCGAGAUCGUGACUUUCUGGGAGACGGAUCCACCUUAGGCUCGAGGUCGGAGAGAGGACGCAGCGAGUGUGACUACGUUAUCCGUCCGGGUGUGCCAAGCAGCAAGCUGGAUGUGGUCGAAAUGGCUGUUGGCUUUAUCAAGGACCUGAAACAGAGGAAUAAAGACCUGGCUAGGAGAGCUCGCGAAGCAGAGAGUAAGCUGCAAAAGUGCCGUUGCCAGCAGGAACGGCAUGGAGAGAGGGGUGUGGAUGGACAAGGGGAGACGGGAUAA